This is a messenger RNA of Linepithema humile (Argentine ant), 3911 nucleotides long. RefSeq lists its product as uncharacterized. Gene Ontology annotation, cellular component: plasma membrane. The record is from RefSeq and is a predicted model, not a curated record. Gene Ontology annotation, biological process: phosphatidylserine exposure on apoptotic cell surface; engulfment of apoptotic cell; apoptotic process involved in development. NCBI's taxonomy places the organism in Eukaryota, Metazoa, Arthropoda, Insecta, Hymenoptera, Formicidae.
AUUUAAUAAUCAUAUGUACGUAUACAUCUUAGAGCAUCGUACGAUGGUAUGAAGCAUCAACGCCCGCAUAUCGAGGCGAUCAGUACGAGGGAGAAAGAAUAACCGAAAAAAUCCUGACAGAGUAGCGCGUUCAGGCCGCCUAAGGUGAGGCUCGCUCUUGCGUUCCUCACCGGCGGCGCCAGGUGUUUACGGCUACGGAAUAUGCGAGCGAGCGAGCGAGUACGAGCGGGUUCAAGUACGAACGAGGAAGAAGGAGCGAGCGUGCGGUGUGCGCGUAAAAUAGCCGCAUUGAAUUGCACUGAAUCAACAGGUAGAUCGGCGGGUCGGUAUGCGUGGGAUGACGUCGUACGCGCGAUCUCUCGUAGUGUCGAGAUUCGCCGCGGGUCCCUUCGAAAGAUGCAGCGUGCAAACGAGCGCCGCAACGAAACGCCACGACGAGGUCGACGACGAGUCUUAGAGAAUAGCGUACGACGACUGGGAUCGGCCGAACGGCAGGGGAAAGCGGUGCUCCAGGUGGAAACGCGCGUUCCCUAAACUGUGUGCUGGGGUGACGGACGCGCACGGUCGGAUUCCGCGCAUACCAACGCCGCUGAUCCAGCUUCCCCGCAAGCGGCGCGGCGGCGGCGUCCGGAUCGGCAGAGUGAUUUUUGUGAUCGCCGCUCUCGUCAAUGACACGCGCGGAAUGCGCUGAGCGAGCGCGCGAUCCCACGCUGCGCUAUACGCGCCGACAUUGUUGCGCGUUCGCCUCGUUGUGCUGAACUUUAAAAAUCGUUCGGACGCGUCUCGAUGUGAGUGAAAUAGAAAUGUGCAUUUUGAAUGCGGCGCAGGGCAAAUACGGAUCUCGUAAUGUCGUGAAAGCGACGUUAAUUUGACCCCGGUGCCUAACGGAUAAAAAAAUCCGUUUGUGAUACCGAACAUUGUCCCUUAUUUUUAAUCAACUUUGCGUUUUUUGUUCAUCACUUCUCCAACAUGAAAAGUGCAUUAAUUGAAAAAGGAGUAGAGAGAACAUUGAUAAAAGUAAAAUAAAAAGAUUGCUAGACAUUCCAAAUGGGCAAUAAAAGCCCAUUAUGGCCCAGUGUCAUCAACCACAACAUCAACAUGAAUUUUUACCCCUGUGUGAUGUAUUAUUUAAUAUUAUGUCGUUAGCAUCUUACUUCUGCGAUGUUGUUUUUGAUUUUGCAAUGGUGUAUGCCCUGGCCCAUCAAGCGAUAGCACCGCCGGUGUUAUUCCCAUUAAGCAUCACUCUUAUUGCCACUUCUCUCUUAAUUUCCCAGAUUGUUAGUUUGCGAUGGUAUCUCUGGGGAGCUAGAGGUAAACUAGCAAACAACAACGUAGCAGGUGAUAGCAAUGCGAAUCCAGUCAAGAAAAUUAGCAACUGGACCGUAGGCUGUGUUCUAUUACUCCAUUCCACUCAAGUCGGUGUACUAUGGAGAUAUUUCAAGUUAUUUAUCCCAGUCAAUUUAACUUAUGUGAAGCACGAGCUGAGAGAGCUCUGCGUAUUACGGCUGAUACACGCGUUCUGUGAAGCCGCUCCAAUGCUACUUCUACAACUGUAUAUCCUGUUUGGCGCUACCGACGGCGAUGAAAUAGAAGUUGGAAAACCAAAGGAAAGUGAUGGCAAGGACGGCGGUAAAUUUGCGGAGUUGACACUAGUGUCAGCGGUAUUCUCCUUGUGGAGUGUAUGUUGGGCGGUGGCUAGUUUCAGCAAAGGCGCAGCGCGUCUACGCAAUCUAGAACGUUUAGUAUUAACAUGGUUGGGGGUGCUGACGCAAUUAUUCUGGCGUCUGGGGACAGUGAGUGCUCGUGUCGGGGCACUAGUCGUGUACGCUUCGCUGUACGGUGGACAGUGGCUGUUGGUCGUAAUGGCCCUACACUGGUUGUCUAUGUUGACAUGGUUAUUGCUCACGCCAGAUGGACUCUUUCACGGCGGAGAGCGUCUGCCUCUUCUCAGAAAGACUUAUCUCGCUUCCCUUCUCGCCUAUGUAUAUAUAUUCGCGUAUGUCAAUCUACACGAGACGAAUCAUCGUCAAAAAAUGGUAAUAUUUUACACCGUAAUGUUCUUGGAAAAUAGUUUACUCAUCGGCGUAUGGAUAGCCGGUGUUAAUCGCGCCGAUUUUUUACCGCAUCAGCAUCAUCUACAUCCGGUUACUCUAGUACUUAUUCUCCUAGCUUUAUUUUUCGGCGGCAUGUUUUUCAUGGGCCUUUAUUACAGAUUCUUCCACGUGAGAAGACUGAGGUAUGAGGCUGGUGGAAGAAUGACGGGGUCAAAUCUCACCACAUUGUCCCAUCAGGACAAUGCGGAAGAAAAGCAAAUAGAUUAUAACGAAGGAAAGAAGGUGAACAUUAGCAUCGGUAUGAGGAAAGUUAAAUUAAGCAAUGGUGGCAUACCAGGUGUAUUUAACUGCCGUUUCGCGAAUCCAACGGCUGUGAAUCCGAAUCGCAAGAAGAAGAAACCGACGUCCUUCGUGCCGCCGCCGCCGCCGCAAUCGGGCACGGUGAUGAAUUCAGUGGCAGCGGUGGGAGACUCAAAACAGUGGCUCAACGUGGGCAAUGGGUCGCGGCAAUUGAUUCCAUUCUGGAAAAAGCCCAUAUCCUGUUCUAACAUAGUGCAGAACGAUGUUUCCAACGAGCAGAGAGAUGAGAAUGACAUAGCGAUCGGUGGCUCGUUAAAUGUCACGUUAAUACGAGAGAAAUUGAAGGAGAAGAAACAGCAGCAGCUGCGCGAAUUGCGAGCCAUACAGGAGGAGAUCAAGGAGGGUAAAUUGUUCCCACCUCCGUCCGCGUCCACGUCUUCCUUCUCAUCCUCUCCCUCCGCAUCGAAUCAACAACCACCGCCGAACACGAAACUGCACACUUCCCCGAGCUCCCCGUUGUUCACGUCACCGCCGUCAUUCUCCGAGCAAAAUGGCGGCAAUGCAUUGUCAUCUUGGCCGCCUGUGAAAAUGCACUGCCUUUUGCCCCCGCCGCCUUCCUCCCCGUACUAUCACAAUCCGCAUCCCUCGAAUCUCUGGAGAUCGGCGCCCCAGCGGGAGCGAGCGGACACGCCGGAAAUAUUACUAGCACCACGAUGUCUCCCGCAUCAUUAUUCUCACUGGUGUCCGCCUGGUCAUCUUAAUCACAGAUUGCACGCGAAUCAAAACGGUGCUGAGGAAAGUUCCAAGGGCGAGGGUGAAGGAGAAGCGGGUGUCAGCGACAUGGAAGGUAGCCAAGUCUCGUUACCUAGAAGCUACACGCUUCCCCGCGAGUUCAAGUAUAAUCAUCCCAACAGCACCGGGAGAGAACGAGAGCGUCGCGCGGGAAAUAAGAUGCCAGCCUCGCGCUUUUAUUUACCGUCCACCAAUAGUUCUGACGGCGAUGUAGAUAGUGCUGACAACGAAGACGAGACAGAUUCGGAGGUUCAAAUUCGAACGAAGGUCAACUACGGUCAUAAUCAUGAUGAAACCUUGCAGAGGUGUCACACGUACGAGAAUAACGAAAGAAACACCACCAAUCCUAAUCUGGAGUGUUGCGCGUCUAACGUUACGUCCAACAAUUGUUAUCCAAAUAAUUCCCACGGCAUUCUACGACCGAAUCAGUUACUUCGAACUAGAGUGAAACACGAAACGAAACUUUAAGUUGUAUAAUAACGCGUAAUUUUAAAUUUUAUGCUAUGCAUAUUCAGUGUACGAAAAUCUUUUUGUAAAGCAAUUCUUUUACUUAAAUGUUGACAGUAUAAAGCUGUUGACCUCGCAAAAUGACGGUAUAUAUUUAAUUGAUAGUAUAUAAUAUGCAUAUAUACAAGAGUAUAUUUAAAAAUAUUUGCGCGCAAGAAUAUUAGCGCACGUUAUUUGCAGUAUGAUACAAUUUAAUUUAAUGCUUUUAUUUUAUCAUAAUGUUUUGCGAGUGUGAGAAUAUUUUAUUGCAAUUUUUGU